Messenger RNA from Symbiodinium pilosum, 1062 nucleotides. Lineage: Eukaryota; Dinophyceae; Suessiales; Symbiodiniaceae. The record is from the annotation of a GenBank genome assembly.
AUGAGCGCUCUGACCCAAGUGGUGGAGGAAUUUGUGAAGUUUGCUCGAGAUUUCGGCCAAUGCAUGGUCGAGGAGGUGGUCGACCCGUGGCUAGAGGACGAGUAUGGUUGCAGAUUCAGUGCCUCCCCUGGGAAAAUGACGGCUUCGCUAACGUGCACAAAGCUCGAUCCUGAAAGUGCGCGUCGCCUUGCAGCCUCCGACGAGACGGGAUCCUGGGCCCGGCGCUUUGGAUAUGCUUCCGCACGAGCAGCCCGCGAUGCAGAGCCCGUCCUGUACCGACUGGGACAGCCUGGAGAGCUUGGGCUUGGCCGGCAGCUCUUGGGCAUAGGCUCUGCGGAGGAGCCGUCUACCAGCCAGCUGGGCUGCAGAGAGACCCAGUACUGCAAUGCCGGAGCCGUCCUCAGUGUUGUCGCCAGCAUCGACUUCAAGCCGAAGGUUUCCAUUGACAUUGAUACCACCGCAAGUACUGCAAUAAUCGGUUUGGAGGGAGACGUGACUGGCAUAGCUGGUCUCGGUGUCCUUGCAGGUGGCUCCUGUACUUACGAGAAGGAGCUCUUCUUUCCAAGCGCACCGAAGCCUGUGGCCACAUAUUGCCUGUAUGCAGUGUGUGUCACCGUGCUGAUUCAAGGCUCCGUGAAGCUGGCGAUCGAAGGAGAGUUGCAGGCCACGGCGAGCGCGGAGUACCACACAGUCUACAAAGUCGGUGGCCAGGCAACUUUGGAGCUUUCGCCCGACAACCUCGAUCAGAGUGCCAACGCGGCGAUUACUGCAGACCGUGUCAGCGACCACUGGAGCCUGAACGCGGUAGGUUCGAUGUCGGCUUCAAUCUCGGUAACGGUGGGUCCCGUCGUAACAGUGCUCGUGGUCCCCGGCACCUUUGCAACGUUGCAUCCUUAUGUCAUGGCUCAAGCCUCUCUCUUUGGCACGAUGAAGUUUGAGAAAGCUUCAGCCAGUGAGGUCCCUGAGGGCAUCACGCCUGUCUCCUGGCCAGUUUCCUCUGAAGCCGGGGAAGGAAACGACAAGUUCUGGCAACGCCACCAGUGGACAAGGUGCGAAACCUAA